AUGGCGAACCUAGCUUUGGUUUUGAUUGGUAAGUUUGUGGGGCUGCGCCCAAAUAUUGAAUCUGUUUGUGUGUGGGUUUCUGGGAAGUGGAAAGGGAAAGGUCAGAUUGAAGUUGUUGUUGUGGCUAAUGGUUUUUUCUCUUUCUCAUUUGUGUGUGAUGAGGACUUGAGAUCUAUCUUGGUGGGAGGUCCCUGGAUUCUGGGAAAAACCUCCUUAGAUCUUAAGAAAUGGGAACCCGGUUUCAAUCCUAAGGAUUGGGAAUGCAAUGAGGCCCCUAUUUGGGUUCGUCCUCCUGGUCUCCCCUUAGAUUAUCAGGAUGAAGAUAUCUUUGUUGGAUUGGCUACGUGUUUUGGUGAACUUCUAUCUGUGGAUUUGAUGACGACAGCCAAAAGAAGGCUGGUCUAUGCUCACAUAUGUGUUAACAUCAAGCAAUCUACUGAUCUCUCUCUUGAGAUUUCUUUCAAUUUGAAUCUAGGAAAAUGGGUCCAGAAACUGGAAUAUGAAACCAUCCCUUUUGCUUGUUUUCACUAUAAAAAAGUUGGUUACUGGGCUAGAUAUUUCCCAAAGAAACCCCAACCAAAGAAGGUGAGGAAGAAAGUGUCUUCUCCGACGGACGCCCAUGUUUCUCCCCAAAUGGAUCCUGUACCCUCAAGGGUAGACACACCCCCUGAUAUGGUGGAUAACAAUAUGAAUCAGGCCCAGAUGGAGGAUUCUUCAGCUUUGCAGACAUCUUUGGAGGUUCAUGCUACGCCUAACCCAGAUAGGGUUGCCAAGGUGGCUCCCUUAGGAUCAAAGACCAUUGUAGUACCAGAUAUGGUUCAUGUAGACCCUCAACUUGAUACUCAAAUCAAGGGUGUGUGUCCUGGCCUGGAUAAUGCCACUAGAUCCAACAAUGAGAACCAAUCCAUUCAUCUACUUAUUGAUGUUAGUAAUACACUAGAGAUUCUAAAAUCACAGAAUUAA
This is a messenger RNA of Cryptomeria japonica (Japanese cedar), 963 nucleotides long. RefSeq lists its product as uncharacterized. NCBI's taxonomy places the organism in Eukaryota, Viridiplantae, Streptophyta, Pinopsida, Cupressales, Cupressaceae. The record is from RefSeq and is a predicted model, not a curated record. The transcript has a single exon. Bases 1 to 963 code for a protein of 320 amino acids.